AACUGCGAUCAUGAAUAUUCAAACCGUGUCAAAUAUUCAUGAGGUAUUUUUCGCUCGUUGCACGACCCGGAAGCGGAAAUAACGCAAAGGGACGCAGGAAGUCGAGGUUGAAUUUAUAUAAUGAAUCCUCUUACAAAGGUUAAACUGAUCAAUGAACUGAACCAGAGGGAAGCACAGCUUGGCAUAAAUGAGAAAGUCUCCUGGCAUGCAGAAUAUAAGGACAGUGCCUGGAUAUUUAUAGGUGGUUUCCCGUAUGACUUAACAGAGGGGGACAUAAUUUGUGUGUUCUCACAGUAUGGUGAGAUCGCCAAUAUCAAUCUUGUGCGAGACAACAAGACGGGAAAAUCUAAAGGCUUUUGCUUUAUCUGCUAUGAGGACCAGAGGAGCACAAUUCUGGCAGUGGAUAACUUCAAUGGAAUUAAGAUAAAGGGCAGAACGAUCCGUGUGGAUCAUGUUGCCAAUUACCGUCCCCCUAAAGAUUCUGAGGAUUUGGAUGAAGUGACGAAACGAAUACGGGAAGAGGGCUGUGCUCCGAAAACCCCGCCUCCUUCCUCUUCAGAAUUCGAGGAAGAGGAGUGUGAAAUGCCAGAAAAGAAGCGCAAGAAAGAAAAGAAAGAGAAAAAGAGAAAGAAGAAAGAGAAAAAAGAAAAAAAGAAGGCCAAGGAGGAGAGGCGGGGGGAUUCAGACAGCCGAAAUUCACAUGGCAGGGUGGCAACGCCAUCCCUGACCCAACCCACCGUCAAAAAAGAAAAGGAGGAUUCUGGGUAUGACAAGUACGUCAGCACCAGUCGCUUUCCGGAUUCCGAGAGAUUUAAGGAGGACAGGAAGCCCUGGAAGGAGAAUGAAGGAAGAAGCAGGGAGUGUGAGAGGGGUGGGGUCCGGUACAGAGAUCUCCAGGGCAGCAGCAGCAGUCGCCACCACGAUGGCAGCCUGCAGGAUGGGAAAGUUGGUGAGAAGGAGGGGGAUCGGUGGUAUAACAGCCAGCGGGACUCUGACAGGGGCAGGAGAGAGGACAGACACUGGCAUUCCGAGCACUCGAGCCAGGGAAGCCGGAACAGGGAGCGGAGCGACCCGUCUGAUAGAGAGAGAUCAGCGAGAGGCAGGGAUCACAGUCGAGACCAGGAGCACUGGAGGAACUGAACUGGACCGAUUUAUUUCAAAAGUCUGGUUCUCCUAGUUUCUGUACUGUUAAGAAUAACAUAAGAAGUCUUGAAUGUAUAUUUUAGACUGGUACUUUUAAUAGGAUGUUUUCUUGAAGUUAUCAGAAAGCCUUGGAUGUGUGUAAAUAAAAUUAUCCUAGUCAUGACAAAUA
This is a messenger RNA of Acipenser ruthenus (sterlet), 1312 nucleotides long. Its product is annotated as RNA-binding motif protein, X-linked 2-like. Lineage: Eukaryota; Metazoa; Chordata; Actinopteri; Acipenseriformes; Acipenseridae. Gene Ontology annotation, cellular component: precatalytic spliceosome; U2 snRNP; catalytic step 2 spliceosome. The transcript has 6 exons. The coding region runs from base 121 to 1140 and encodes 339 amino acids. Gene Ontology annotation, biological process: mRNA splicing, via spliceosome. Gene Ontology annotation, molecular function: RNA binding. The record is from RefSeq and is a predicted model, not a curated record.